Messenger RNA from Seriola aureovittata, 4793 nucleotides. It is a transcript of the gene htr5ab, whose product is annotated as 5-hydroxytryptamine (serotonin) receptor 5A, genome duplicate b. Lineage: Eukaryota; Metazoa; Chordata; Actinopteri; Carangiformes; Carangidae. Bases 785 to 1825 code for a protein of 346 amino acids. The transcript has 3 exons. Gene Ontology annotation, biological process: chemical synaptic transmission; G protein-coupled receptor signaling pathway, coupled to cyclic nucleotide second messenger. Gene Ontology annotation, cellular component: dendrite; plasma membrane. The record is from RefSeq and is a predicted model, not a curated record. Gene Ontology annotation, molecular function: G protein-coupled serotonin receptor activity; neurotransmitter receptor activity.
UGUAAGUGGAGUCUCAUUGCAGGAGGCGACUAUGAUGGUUUAAUUAAAUGUAUUGUCCAGGGAGAUGUUCUCAGGACAUAGUCACGGGACAAAGGAGAUGUCCCACUGGAUAUUCCAGAUAGAACCCAAUCGGAAGAAACUUGAUUACAAGUUGCCAACAAAUGAGAUUUGAAUUACUUUGCGGGAAAUGUGGAUUAAUCUCAGUCGGCGGGAGAUGGGAGAAAUACCCGGGGAGUUUCAUAGGUGGUCGCGUGGAUGCAUCAUCCAUCAUAAAUCAGCAGGAUACCUGUCUCCUCGUGCAGCCUCUGAUCACUGCGGAGUAAGACUAAUGGGAAAGGAGGGAACGUUUUCUGAGCAACACCGAGAGUGUGCGGAGACACAGGCAUCGUCCUCUGCCACACCGCACGCCUCUGUAAAGAAAAAGCUGUUGCUCGCGGGAAGUGCACGCCAGAAAACAACACACGCACUCAAGUCUCCCACAUGCCCAGAAAACGCAGCGUUUGCCAGUUCCCCCUUCCCGAUCCAGUGCGUGGUUCAUUCCAGCGCCUCUGUAUCCUCAGUGCGAGGUGUCUCUCCGCUGUCAUCAACACUGAGCCAGGCGGUUUCAAUCAGUCCUCUGACAAGAGCAGCCAAGUGAAUUUCGAUGGAGAGGUUGAGACCGAGCAGAGAUCUUCUCGUGCAGGACUGCCGCGUGCCGAACUGUUGAUGGGAAUGCAUCAACUGUCUGCAGAAACUCUGUCUGAAUCGUCUUGGCCCUUGGCUGCGGGGGCCGUGAGCAGCUACCAUGACGUACCCCAACACCAGCAUACUAACAGCCAACUUCAGUGGAGCUUUGGACGGCCAUGACUCGGGGGGAAACAUUUACCGGCCCUUCUCUGUUUUCAGUGUGCUCACUCUUACUUUGCUGGCGAUGCUAGCGGUGGCCACCUUUGUCUGGAACUUGCUGGUGCUGGUGACCAUCCUAAGGGUGAGGACAUUCCACCGGGUCCCCCACAACCUUGUGGCUUCAAUGGCAAUAUCCGACGUGAUGGUGGCCGCCCUGGUCAUGCCUCUAAGUCUCGUCCAUGAGCUGAACGGCCGGCUGUGGAAACUGGGCCGUGUGCUGUGCCAGGUGUGGAUCUCCUUUGACGUGCUCUGCUGCACGGCCAGCAUCUGGAAUGUGACGGCCAUCGCGCUGGACCGCUACUGGUCCAUCACCAGGCACCUGGAGUACACGCUCAAGACACGCAAAAAAAUCUCCAAUGUGAUGAUCGCUCUGACGUGGCUGCUGUCCUCCAUCAUCUCCCUGUCGCCUCUCUUCGGCUGGGGGGAGACCUACUCAGAGGGGAUGAAGUGCCAGGUGAGCCAGGAGCCGUCCUACACAAUCUUCUCCACCUUCGGAGCGUUUUACCUCCCUCUGUGCGUGGUGCUGUUUGUUUAUUGGAAGAUCUACAAGGCUGCCAAGUUUCGGAUUGGCUCCCGCAAGACCAACACGAUCACACCAAUGGCUGAGGUAAAGGAGGAAACACAGCAGCCACAGAUGGUGUUUACUGUGCGACACGCCACCGUGACCUUCCAGACAGAUGGGGACACGUGGCGCGAGCAGAAGGAGAAAAAGGCGGCGCUGAUGGUAGGCAUUUUGAUUGGCGUGUUUGUACUUUGCUGGAUUCCCUUCUUCAUCACCGAGCUCAUUGUGCCGCUGUGCUCCUGCGACAUCCCGCCCAUCUGGAAGAGCAUCUUCCUGUGGCUGGGCUACUCCAACUCAUUCUUCAACCCGCUCAUAUACACCGCCUUUAAUAAGAACUACAACAACGCUCUGAGGAACCUCUUCUCCCGACAACGCUGAGACAUAGACACAGACUUGGCAUACUCAGCUGACGCACUACACCAGCACGCACUCCACAGUGUUACUCCUCCAGACAGACCAGGACUAAUCUGUCACUCCAUCAUCGCCCAGGUGGAUGAUACGUAUGAACUGUGUCUGGGGAAAAAAAACUGUCUUUAAAAAUGUGACAUUUUUAUUUAGGUCGUGUUUUGUUUAUUAAGAUGCUGUAGUAACCUCACAUCUGGACUAAGACAGAUGUUUGAAAUACUGUAUCUACAAAGAAGAAGAAUAAAUUGGUGGUGCUGUGGCAGGAGCGGAUACAGCGUUGUCUACAUGUUGGUUUUCUCUCUGUCAUUUCAGGCUUAUUAGGGUGAAAGUCAUAUUAACUCCCUCGUAAACAUUUUCAUCAUCAUGUGUGAGGCUGCUGGGGAUAAUUUCAAAGAAGAGCUGGAAGAAAUGCUCAAGAAAAGGCUUUUAGAACUGAACAAAAUGAACCUCAUAAAUAAUAAACAAGGAACAAGCUGUGGAUCGUUUUCUAAACUAGACAACAAAAGGCUCAUCAUGGAAGAUAUGAUUUCAAAGUAAAAAAUGUGAUUUGAUUGUAGAAAGGAAGGAUUUGUAGGACCUGAAAUCUCUCCAGUAAGGUGGUAAAAUGUUCAGAGACCCCCACCUUAUAGCUAGGUACACAUGAACUGUCAGGCUUCACAUGCAAUUUAUUCAUACAUUCCUCUAGGUAAAUACUGUAUGCAGUCUCUCCUCUGAUGCUGACUAGCUAUAGAGCAAUUCUCCUCGAACAUACGCCCACACGAUCUCAUGCCUUUUAUGAUGGCAGGAAAACAGCAGCACAAGUGAUCAUUUCCAUCGUCUUUGAAUGGAUGCAUUAUUGAGUAACAGUGGCCACAAAUGACCACCUCACCUCAGACGAAGUAAUUAUGAGAUACAGAAGAUGUGUGGACUGGUGUUGAGCUAUUUAAAGCAUUAUCACAACAACCCAUUCUAUAGCCUGAGGAGACAGUUAAUAGGGACACAUGUUGCUUUAUUGUACAGGGAAACUAAAGUGCUGAGACGAUAUAGGUUUUAAAGUAUGACUUAUAGUGUUAUACUGUCCCUGGGGAGGUAUGGGACUAAGAGAAGCCAAUGUUAAGCAAUACAAAUAUACCUAAUGGGCUUAGCACAUAAAACUUGUGCUGAGUCUAGUGAUGUUUUCCAGUUGUGGGUAUUUAUUUUAUUUAUGUGGGUUUGUUAUGUGACCCUCCUAUUCCCUGCACAAAUUACCACUUUAUACUGGAGGUGGACACCACUAUAGGAUAUGUAAAUGAAACUUCAUUGUAUUGUUAAAUAUACUGUAAUGUGUGGACUCAAGCAUGACAAAUGUAUCCUCAGCAAAUAGUUGUGCUAUAUGUAAUUGAACUACUGUUGGAGAGCAACAGCAAAGUAUUUUGCACAAAUCUCAUAAAAUGUUAUCUAUUUAUACAUAUUUUUUAAUGGGAGAAGAGGCAGCUGUGCAGCUGUCCAUACUAGCUAUUGUCGCUGUCCAUUGAAAACUGUGCAUCUCCAAAUUAGGUGAUUCUGUAUUCUUUAGAUAAACUGAGGGAUGUAGUCUUCCUAUUGUUCAAGAAAAUGAUCUUCAUCUUGAGCUAACUAAAUCCUUCAAAAGACUAAGAGGCUACUGCUAUGCUAGCUGUGAUGGUGUGAGCUAAAUGCUAACUUUAGCAUGCUAACAUGGUCAUAGUGGCAAUGCUAACAUGCUAAUGUAUAGCAGAUGUUUAUCACGUUCACCAUUUUAGUUUAGUAUGGUGUUUAGGUCAACCUCUUGACCACAGCGCAGUGCUUUGAAUCACAUGCUAACAUUUUCACAGUGACAAUACUAACACGCAGCUGUUAGCAGGUAUGAUGUUUACCAUGUUGAUCAUUUUAGUUAUGCGUGCUAAUAUGCUAACAUUUGCUGAUUAGCGCAAAACAAAGAACAACUGAGGCUCGUAGAAAUAUUAGUUUUGUGCGAAAAGCAAUAGGAUUCCUCCUUUUGGGACCAUGGAUAUCAAAUUCCAUGGCAAUGUAUCAACAGAGAUACAUAGUUUUCACAGGACAGCAGCACUGUGUGGAUUAAAUGCUACCAUUAAAAUAAUUUUUAACAGAUUUUUGUGCACAAAGUUAGACUGUAAAAGAAUUGCAUGGAUGUGGAAAGUGAGUAAUUUUCCAUUUAGGCUUAAUUAAUUAUGAAUCUGCACAUGGUCUCUAGCUGACCUCAGCCUUUUCCCGUAAUAGUAAAAAAUAAAUAAUUCAGACUAUACAACAUUAUCAAGUAGAACAGAUAUAUCAUAAUGUAAUAUAUCACAAUGAAGGACCAUAAAUAUAAGUGCAAAGAAAAAAUAAUCCACAAAUUGUUAUGGUUGAGUAAUAAUAUUCUGUGGGAAACACUGAAAUGCAUACAGACAAAAAUGGUAAUCAUUAUUCUUACAUUCUUUCAGAUAGGGUGAAGUAAAUGACAGCACCGGUCUGUUCUCGCCUGGCACUUCUUUCAUGUAUUAAUCGUAUGACUUGCUGGUUGACUUGAGUCAAUGCCAUUCAGCGGGAUUCACUUAUUUAAAUGACUUCUUACUGCUCUCCACAUUGCCCCGAGGACGGUUGAUUAUUCAGCCUUCGCCCCUUUUAGGUCUUGUUCUAUGUGACGACCCAUCUCAGGAAAUAAGGAAAGAAAAAAGUGUUGCAGUAAUGUUUACCAUUCAUCCAUGUUUCCAUUUCUCAUGUACAAAAGAGAUAAAAAAAAAAUAAAAAAAGAAGAAAAGGAAUGAAAGACCAUUAGAUCUGUCAGAGGCACUUCUUGGAAAUUCAUACGUAUUCAUAUCUUUAAAAAAACCCAAGAAAAGUAGAAUUUUGAAUGGUCCAUCAUGUGUAAAUGUGUCAGUGUUUUUUUCAGUGUCUGCAUGUUUUCUUCCACAUAAGCCUUGGAUGAUAAAACUUACAAUAAACAUCCGCUUAAUUUGUGAUA